This is a messenger RNA of Drosophila teissieri, 1482 nucleotides long. RefSeq lists its product as uncharacterized. Lineage: Eukaryota; Metazoa; Arthropoda; Insecta; Diptera; Drosophilidae. The record is from RefSeq and is a predicted model, not a curated record. The transcript has 3 exons. The coding region runs from base 131 to 1357 and encodes 408 amino acids.
UUGGCACAAAAAGCUUUUCCUGGCAGCAUGUUUUCGUCAUAAAAAGCAACAAUCUUACUUUAUUUACUACUCAUCGGGCUGGAGAGGCUACUUUUCUGAGGCUUGUGAGGAUUAGGCUAAUAUUGUGGAAAUGGCAAGCAUUGAGAACCUCAAUGAUGACUGCCUGCUUAAAAUUGUAGAGUAUCUGAAUCUGGAGGAGCAGCUGCAGCUAUGGAAGAGUUCCGAGCCGGCAUCCCGAUUGAGAUCGGUGAUUUCCUACAGCUGGCAGCGCGAAGCAGAGCACUCCGUGGACCAGGAAACAUUCAAGGACAACUAUGAGGUGCUGGACGAAUUCCUGCAGUGCAUUUGCUGCACUGUGGCGGAACUCACACUCCGCUACCUGACAAUGGAUCAACUGGAGCGGUGGAAGGGCCACACAUUUCCCAAUGUGCGGCAACUGACCUACUUGGGCGAUGAGAGCAGUGACAUUGAUGGAGACGCCGACAUCGGCAUUCUAGUUGACUGCUUUCCGCAGCUGGAAGCCAUCGGGCUGAGCGGGAACACCAGUGGUAACCACAUCAGUCGUUGGAGGAACAUUCGCCGACUCGACCUGCAGCUGUGCUGGUACUUGAGCACCCAGUGCUUCGAGGACAUCUGCCACAACCUUCCCCUUGAGGCUCUUAGUAUCCAGUGGCACAGGACUGAGGAGAAUUCCUACGUUCGGGCCAUCAGUAGGCUGCUGGAACUGGAGGAGCUGGAGUUGGACAUAGUUCAUCUUAGUAGCGAAAACAUUAGCCAACUGUUGGGCCUGCCCAAACUAAAGAAGCUUCGCCUGCACAACUUCGAUCAAUUGGAUGAUCUGCUGUCUGACAUUGGACGCAUGAGAGGUCAGGAUGUGUUGGCUGCCGCAUUCAGCGAUAAUAUUUGGAUGAGGCAAACUGAGGUGCUGGCCAAACUCCGAAGUCUCCGAUGCUUAACGCUCGUCGAUGAUGAAGGAUGUUGCGCCAUUGAUUUUCCCACGAUCAUCAACUGCUUUCCCCUCUUGGAGCAACUGCAUCUGGAGAACUCGCGCAUCUGGGUAAAUGCCGAUGGUAUAUGGGACGCGGUGCUUGCCUGUCCUCGCCUCAGAGUAUUCAGCAUGUCCAACCAGAUUCUGUAUGAUGAGUUCUUCGCCUUCAGCAAAUCAACCAUGCACCGUGCUCUCAACCAGCGAAUGGAGGAUUUGACCAUGCAUUUUUAUAAGACCGACAAGGAAGACUUGAUUUCCAAGCACUUUAGACAUCCUAAACUUCAUGUUUCCUUCAGUGCGACGAGUAGCAGCUAUUCACAAUUACCUGGCGAAUGUAUAGAACUGGAAUUUAUUCGCCACGAGUCGUGAUCCACACUAAGUGCUUAGUUAAUUUGUAACUUAAAGGACCAACAAUGUGUUAUUUAAUUGAUAAGUCUUUCAUGGAUAAGCUAGCAAUCAAGAUUAUUAAAAUGGUUUUUGACUACAUACCAAAA